AUGCUCAAACCACAAAUAAUCUACCUGUUGACUACGAUUCUUGUCCAUGCAUUGCUCCAAGACGACCCCACGUUACCACCACCUUCAAUACCGCCACCACCAAGCGAUCCAAGCGCCCAUUUGGAUUCAUUAUUCACACAUCAAGUCAUAGACUGGGACCCCAAGAACCGAGACCAUCUAGAAAAGCUCAGUCUUGCAAGGGAAGCGUCCAUACAGCCCCUUGACAAAGACUUGGUCCUGGCGGGAGGAGAAGUAACCAGUGACAUCGACAUUGAUCACAUAGAAGAAGAGUUUGAAGAUAUUCCAGUUACAGCUCAAGGUGCAGCCAAGGGCGAUGAGAAGAAGUGGCAUAUUGGCGCCGGGGUAUACUUGAACAAGGAGGUCCAUGAUGACAAUAAGGAAAUUGAAACUUUUUUAAUUGAUCCUGACUGUGGGCAGGAGUCAUUUUCGGACACGGAUUCGGACUCAUGCAGUGAUGGGUAUGGCAAGAAGAGGUUUUUCUUGUUUAAUGUGAACCAGCUGGAUGAAGUUAGAGUUGGCGAGGAUGAGGCGAGGAGAAAUGAGUCGAGUGAUGCGGUGAUGGUGAGAUCGAUGCUGGUGCAAGAAGCGCAAGACGGGGAAGAAGUGCAAGACGACCAAGACGUGUAUGAGAGGAAGGAGAGUCAAGAGAUGCAAGAAGGACAAGAGAUGGUGUCGCGGGCUGUACGCUCAGUGUUGAGUGAUUCUGUUGUUAUUUUCUCGUUGGUUAUGUUGUCUGUUUAUAGGUUUCUAUGA
Messenger RNA from Lodderomyces beijingensis, 774 nucleotides. The record is from the annotation of a GenBank genome assembly. NCBI's taxonomy places the organism in Eukaryota, Fungi, Ascomycota, Pichiomycetes, Serinales, Debaryomycetaceae.